Molecule: messenger RNA, 455 nt
Organism: Nanorana parkeri
Lineage: Eukaryota; Metazoa; Chordata; Amphibia; Anura; Dicroglossidae
Product: regulator of telomere elongation helicase 1-like
Exons: 3
Biological process (GO): telomeric loop disassembly; regulation of double-strand break repair via homologous recombination; negative regulation of DNA recombination
Cellular component (GO): nucleus
Molecular function (GO): ATP binding; DNA polymerase binding; DNA helicase activity
Source: RefSeq, a predicted model, not a curated record
ACGGGCGGGAAGUGUGAAGCUGAGGCUGUGAGAGAGGCGGUCCCGGUGACAGGAGCGGACAUGCCUCAGAUUCAGGUGGCCGGGAUCCCCGUGGACUUCCCGUUCACCCCGUACAAGUGCCAGGAGGAUUAUAUGAGCAAAGUCAUCGAGUGCCUGCAGCAGGGUGUUAAUGGCGUCCUGGAAAGUCCAACGGGCACAGGAAAGACGCUGUGCCUGCUAUGUGCCACGUUGGCAUGGCGUCAGCAUUUCAAGGACAAUAUCACUAUGCAGAAGAUCAAAGAGCGGAUGAAUGGGGGCGAGCUGUUCCCGGACCGCCCAGCGUCAGACUGGGGGAGCGGAGAGGCAAACGCACAGGGCUCAGCAUAUUACAGUGAUAUCCCCAAGAUUAUCUACGCUUCCCGGACACACUCUCAGCUGACACAGGUCAUUAGUGAACUCAAGCAAACCGUGUACAG